AUGGGUGCUGGGCAAAGCCAAUUCACUGAUGUCUAUGCGACAGGUGACGUCAACGUGAAUAUGGCAACGCCGGUAGAAACAGAAGACCGAGAGGAGAGCUCAAGGCUUACCUGUUGCUGUGUUCGCAGAAAGUGGCCCACGUACAAUGUCGAGAGUAGGCCAAUGACCCCUGAGGAGGAGGCUCAAAAAAUUUGCAACUACUACGAACCUCUCGUUGAUGCUAGUGUCUUUGCAGGAAUCAUUCAACAAGUUCAAGAGGAGUGUAAAGCUCACAACCAAGGCGAACAACCACGACCUGAGGGUGAGGAGACGUGA
This is a messenger RNA of Hydatigera taeniaeformis, 315 nucleotides long. The record is from the annotation of a GenBank genome assembly. Lineage: Eukaryota; Metazoa; Platyhelminthes; Cestoda; Cyclophyllidea; Taeniidae.